CGCUUCCGUCCAGGCCCUGGUAGUAGCUAAAACCUAUGAUUGUCCCACUACACUUUGUACUGUCUUUCAUAUUGAUUCUCUUACAAGCUGGCUGAUACACAGCGUCAGCAUGUUUUAAAACCGAGACUUUAUGCACUCACCCUUGAUCUACUUGGCCAAAAUUAGAACCACGUUGUGCAAACGAAACCCCAUCGCUACCUUAGGCUACCCUGCAGUACCCUGAAUAUCGUGGGCUACGCCACAUCAACAGAUGACGGUUUUCUGAGCCUUUACUCAUCUGGUAUCGAUCUCCUUUGCCAAGAUCACAUAACAACACCGAUCUAUCAGCCUCAGCAGGCAACUAACUAAAAGUGGCCUUCCAAGCUCUCCGAAGGACCGGCCUGGCUUUGAGUCUCGGACUUACAGCCCUGGCAGCAUACCAAGGCGUCCGAGACGCCAUGGCGGACCAACCUCAAGAGCAGAGGCGACGCCUGGAUGCCGGCGGACCCAGAGAGGUAGUAUAUUGCCACAAUUGCGAGAACGACUGGUAUCGCGACGAAAGUGGGCUUGUCUGCCCAAGAUGCGAUAGUGAGAUCACGGAAAUCAUCUCAGCGCAGAACGACCCACGGCGACCAGAGUUACCAACUCCAUUAUCUGCGGACGAGCUUCGAGGCCUUAGAGAGCACGAUCCUUGGGAACACCACAAUGACUCUGACCCAGAAGAGGGCGAUAUUCGCGAGUUUAUCAGAGACAACCCACAGGGAGGUAGAACAACCUUCAUAUCGAGGACAUUCAGAGGUUCUCCCCACGAAGUCUUUGCAUCUGGAAGCUCUCGCCAACCACCCAACCCCGAUGACCCCGCAUCACAAACCCUACGAGACUUUGAAGGAAUAAUAAGUGGUAUACUCGGACCAAACACACGUGUAACUGGCCCACAAGGCGAAUACCCCGGAUCCCCAUUCGGACCUCCUGGGCCGCGCCCUGGUGAAGAGGAUGGUGAACCAGCCGGGCCACCCCCUUCCGCGCCACCCAGCUGGGGAGACUAUCGCCCUGGCCCUCAACCCCGAGUCUGGGGCACACGAAUGACAUUUCAGUUUGGCGGGCAACCUCGCACCUUCAAUGGUGGUGGCGAAGAACAGGGCCAGCAGGGGCCGCAAGAGCAAGACUUAACCACGAUCCUGCGUGAUCUAAUGCUCGUCUUGCAGCCUCCGGGCGCAAACGGUGGCGAUGCCAAUGCGCAGAAUCCGCUAGGCGGCCUUCAUGGUCUCUUCGCCGGCCUUCUCAACCCCGCCAAUGCAGUUUCUGGGGACGCUGUAUAUAGCCAAGAAGCACUUGAUCGAAUCAUCUCGACAUUGAUGGAACAACACCCUACAAGCAACGCACCUGGCCCAGCACCAGCAGAGGCGAUCGCCGCACUGCCGAAGAAGAAGAUCGAUAAGGAGAUGCUGGGACCGGAAGGCAAGGCUGAGUGCAGCGUAUGUAUGGACGACGUGGUUCUCGACGAGGAGGUGGUGUCACUACCAUGUAGUCACUGGUUCCACGAAACCUGUGUCAAAGCCUGGCUGAGCGAGCACAACACCUGCCCCAUCUGCCGAACUGGUGUGGCUAGAGACGGAACUGCCGUACCAGCAGGAACCACCCCCCCAACAAGCCCUCCAAACCCAGGCGGACAGAAUAGCCCAGACCCAUUUGAAGGUGUGGAAGGUCAAUCGCCAUAUGCUCGCCGCUCCACCUUUCUCAGGCGCAGACCGAGCAUCAACGAAACCCGCCUUGCCUCGAUCCGCCAAGCUGCCGGUCGCGAACCUGAACAAAACCGAGGCGUAGAUUAUGCCGGUCUCAGAAUGAACCCCAGCUUGCGACGUGAACGCUCUGCUUCGCCACCAUCACAUGUUCCCGGGGCAUUCUCAAGCUCAAGCAAUCGAAAUACGAGUUUCCGCCGCGAGGAAUCGGAUACGGAUGCGGGGAGCACGGGUAGGAGAGACCAGGAGCGUGAGCUUGAGAGGGAGAGGAGUAGAAUUCACGAGAGGAGCGCGCCGCAACUGGAUAGGAGUGGUGAGAGAGGGAGGCCGGGAUCGGAUCAUAGCAAUAAUAGCUCGAAUAGCAUUGCGGGGACGUUUGGGAGCUGGUUUAGGAGGUUUUCGGGGGGUGGGAGUGGGAGGAGGAAUGAGUGAUUUGGGGAGUGAGGGGGUGUGGAGAGAGACAGAGUUUAUGUGGUGA
This is a messenger RNA of Pseudogymnoascus verrucosus, 2196 nucleotides long. RefSeq lists its product as uncharacterized. Bases 438 to 2150 code for a protein of 570 amino acids. NCBI's taxonomy places the organism in Eukaryota, Fungi, Ascomycota, Leotiomycetes, Thelebolales, Thelebolaceae. Gene Ontology annotation, cellular component: cytoplasm; nucleoplasm. The record is from RefSeq and is a predicted model, not a curated record. The transcript is spliced from 3 exons.